Molecule: messenger RNA, 3282 nt
Organism: Aspergillus nidulans FGSC A4
Lineage: Eukaryota; Fungi; Ascomycota; Eurotiomycetes; Eurotiales; Aspergillaceae
Gene: tcsB
Product: putative sensor histidine kinase/response regulator TcsB/Sln1
Exons: 7
Coding region: 18-3215 (1065 amino acids)
Biological process (GO): signal transduction; osmosensory signaling via phosphorelay pathway; phosphorelay signal transduction system
Cellular component (GO): plasma membrane; membrane
Molecular function (GO): protein histidine kinase activity; histidine phosphotransfer kinase activity; molecular sensor activity
Source: RefSeq, a predicted model, not a curated record
GCGGCAAUCGGUUUCCAAUGCGCGUUCCUAUUGCCGUGCAGUUGGGGCUGCUGGUCCUCUUGACGGCCCUUGCUGGUCUGGCGGCUCUAGCCAUCGCAACAUGGAUUAACAACUACAACUUCGUCGUCGACGUCAAGUCUCAAAGCCUUCAACUCGUCGCUAGCAUCAAGUCUAGUCAGAUCACCAGCAAUUUGGAUCUACUCGAAACGACGUCCAAGACAAUCAUCACUCGCAUUCUCAUACAAUCCGCCUUACAGCGCUAUUAUGCUGGUAAUACAACCGAGGAAAAUUUCGCCUCGUCGAUCACCGACGUGCAAUCAGCCCUAGGUAGUCGCGGGUAUCUCAGCCUCUACCAAGCCAGCAUCUAUGCGAGAAAUGUCGAGAACGGAGAAUCAAAAGCAAGGCGAUUACUCAACGUGACCAGCGACGAGGUUCCUGAAAUCAGGCUUCCCUAUGAUCAUCCGAAUGGCACAGCGGUGAUGCUUGGGGAUGAAGGAUUGGGAUAUCCACCCUCACUCUAUCCGAAUCUGACAGAAGAUGCGACCACGAACAAGUUAUACGCUUUUGAUGGUGUGCCGAUAACCACGAACCAGCCGUUACUUCUGGGACCGCUCGCCACGAACGAUUCUUUCUCGCUGAUUUCCUUGUCGCUGCCGAUUAUCAACAAUACUUCAGCUGCGGAUAUUCUGGGCUAUAUUACUGUCGUUGCGAGCGCCGCGAAUCUGCAGGAUGCGAUGAGCUCUCGGCAAGGGCUUGGAAGCUCCGGUCAAGUCCUCCUGCUUGCCCCUUCUAGACCGGAAAAUCGUUUCCCUACCGGCUCCCGGCCUGCCACGGCAACCUCAGAACCACAGAUUGCUGGCUUGGACAACCAGGAAGUACGGUACGUGUUCAGGCCGACUCCGUUGCCAGGGAACAAGAGACGGCACAGUCCCGCUGUCGCUUCCGGAGCAUCUUUCCCUUUGCGCGAUUAUCCUAUCGCGCUCAAGGUCUUGAACCAGCCGUACGAUUCAAUCAACCACUCAAUCACCGAUCUUUCGUCAAAGAAUGAGAAUGGCACCCGUGUCGCGGUCGGUGCAAUUCAGCAGCGAUCCGACUUGGUGGAAUGGGUGCUAAUCAUCGAAGAGACCCACGGAGAGGCGUUUGCCCCGGUUUCCCGUCUUCGAAAAAUCAUUUUGGCUUGCGUAUUUGGCACUGCUGGCGUUAUUGCUCUGCUCAUCCCGCCGCUCGCCCAUCUUUCAGUAGCGCCUAUUCGGAGACUCCGCGAGGCGACUCGAAAGUCCGUUAAUCCCACAAUUGGGCCCUUAAGUCCGUCGUUGUCAACCAUGGUUGACCCCAUUGAAAUAUCAAUGCAUAAUGGCAACGAAAAGAGCGAGAAAGGCGGAUUCUUCAACCGGCUCAAACGAGGCAGAGGCAAUUUAGCAACCGGUCAUGAUCGCGACAACGAACCGCAUCAGUUCCAAAUCCCCGGCCGUGUCAAGGAGCGUAAGCAUAUCAUUACGGAUGAACUAACCGACCUGACGAAGACAUUUAACGAAAUGUCCGAUGAACUCGUGAUCCAGUACAAUCGUCUUGAGGAGCGGGUGGCAGAGCGAACCCGUGAGCUUGAAAAGGCCAAAAUAGCGGCAGAGACAGCGAAUGAGAGUAAAACUCUCUUUAUCGCCAAUAUAUCUCAUGAGCUCAAAACGCCGCUGAAUGGGAUUCUUGGUAUGUGUGCGGUCUGCAUGGGUGAGGACGAUCUUCCGCGGAUCAAAAGGUCGCUUCAGACUGUAUACAAGUCGGGCGAUUUGCUGUUGCAUCUAUUGAAUGACCUGCUCACCUUUAGCCGGAACCAAAUUGAUCAGGCCAUUAGGCUUGAAGAAAAAGAGUUCAAGCUCUCGGAUAUCCGGUCGCAGUUACAGAUUAUCUUUCAGAACCAGGUCCAGGAAAAGCAGAUAUCAUUCAGUAUCAAGUUCUGUCAUCCAGACACUCCUCCGAUCAAUGACACUCCAGAAGUUAUAUCUCGCGCACCUGGUCCGGUAUAUGGGCCGCCGGGAACCGCCAAAUUGAAGGACAUGGUCCUAUGGGGAGAUCAGCACCGGAUCUUACAGAUCCUGAUCAACCUAGUGGGCAACAGUCUCAAGUUCACACCUGAGCAGGGCACCGUCGCGAUCCGCAUCAAGUGCGUCGGCGAGGAGAAGAACCCUUCCGCCAGCCCAAGACCGGAGUCAAGAGCUCUCUCGCGCUGGCGAUCUAUAGGCUCAUCCCAUGCCAGCUCGCGUCCCAAAACCUCCCUCGACCGUCCCAGGGACGGUGGAGACGAAGAGACAACACGCCCACCGAACUUGCGCACGCUCAUCCUUCAAUUCGAAGUUGAGGACACUGGCCCCGGAAUUCCGCAGCACCUGCAAAACCGCGUCUUUGAACCGUUUGUGCAAGGUGACCUCCGUCUAAAUCGCAAAUAUGGUGGCACGGGCUUGGGUUUGAGUAUCUGCUCGCAACUGGCCAGGCUCAUGAGAGGUCAGAUACAGCUAAAUAGUGAGCAGGGACGGGGCACGCUAUUUUUAGUCCGGAUCCCGUUGGGUUUUGUCAAGGAAUCUCCCCCAAGCACCGCCAGCUCGAUGACGAGUCUAGCCGGGUCGCGGACGUCGAGCGUUUUCUCGUUGGAUGACCUGGCGAGUGUCACUAAGGCGCCGUCUAAUCAUAGCGUCGCAUCUCAACAUGAAUCAACGAAGAGCAAUGCUGAAAUACAGGACUCACAGCCUCGCUUGGUUGGCUUGAGUCAACCAUUCUUUGCGCCGCCUGUUCCGCAAGCUAAGGACAAUGGGCUGAAGAAGAUAAGAGCGUUGGUAGCUGAGGAUAAUGUGGUUAACCAGGAAGUGGUUCUAAGAAUGCUGGCGUUAGAAGACGUCUAUGACGUGACUGUGGUCAAAGACGGCCAAGAGGCUUAUGACACCGUGAAAGCCAAUAUGGAGGAGGGCAAAGUAUUCGAUUUGAUUUUUAUGGAUAUUCAGAUGCCAAACCUAGACGGCAUUGAAAGCACCCGUCUUAUCCGUCAAAUGGGCUGUUCGGCCCCCAUCGUCGCGCUGAGCGCAUUCUCAGAAGACAGCAAUAUCAAAGAUUGCAUGAACUCGGGAAUGGACAUGUUUAUCAGCAAACCGAUUCGACGGCCGGCAUUGAAGCAGGUAUUACGGAGGUUUACCCCCAUUCCUGAGGAAGCGGAGAAACCGCAGAUGUGAAUUUUCUCUGUAACAUAUUUGGGUACAUUGUGUUUUUAUAGUGUUUGCAACGCAGAUUUGAAGUAAA